Molecule: messenger RNA, 2094 nt
Organism: Pezoporus occidentalis (night parrot)
Lineage: Eukaryota; Metazoa; Chordata; Aves; Psittaciformes; Psittacidae
Product: basic proline-rich protein-like
Exons: 4
Coding region: 1-2094 (697 amino acids)
Source: RefSeq, a predicted model, not a curated record
AUGAUUGAAGGCAGCCCCCAGCAAGAACUCAACCGAGCAUCUUCACUGAAGAUGCACCUACAGCCCAGGUCAGAAGGAAAGGUGAUAAAAGCAGCAUUCCCAGCCCUGCCACGUGUGAAAAGCGAGCACGAGAGAAGGAAACGAGCUCUGGGCCACGGGAGCUACCGACAGGAACAGCGGCAUGUCCAGAGCCACGGGGAACACACGGCAAGCGCGGCCCGGGGAGGGCGGAACACCGCGGAGAUCCCAACUCCUCCGCCGUGCCCCGCUCGAUGCCACCUGCGCGCCCGGCGCAUCGCGACACCUCACGGGACAUCGCACGACUCGCCCGCUCCGUUAACGGCCGCCCAGGCCAGGGUCGUGUGUCCCGUCCCGUCCCACACACACACACACACACACACACCCCCGCAACCCUCCUCGCACCGCCCGCCCCGGGCAAACUUCUCGCUGGGCAGAGCCGGUUCCGCCGUCGGCCGCCGCCCCGGAGCCCCGGCAGGGAGCGAGCGGCGAGAGCGGCCCCGCCAGCCCACGGGAAUCGCCUCCGACGCCGCGACAAACCCUUCCCGUCCCCGCUGCGCGGCCCCCCGGGGCGAGAGCGCACACACACCCCCCCACACACACCCCGCAGCGCACAGACCCGAGCCCGCACCGGCCCCCCGCAACUUCCCCGGCCCGGAGGCCCGGCCCCCGCCCCGCCGCCUUUGUCCUGCCGAGCCGCCGGGGCUCGCCCCGCGGGAGGACCCGCGGCGAAGGAGCCGAGGGACGGGGCUCGGGUGGGCCCGGGCCGGGCUCGGCCUCACGCCGCCGGGACCCGGCAAGUUAACGGCCGCCGCGCGCGCCCAACCGCCGCCCGCACCUGAGGGGGCCCGGCCCGGCCCGGCCCCACCUGCCGCCGAGGCCGCUUCCCCGCGGGGCGCCGCCGCCGGGAGCCCUCCCGGGGCUCCGGAGCCUUCACCCGCGGGCGAGGAGAAAAGUUCCCGGCCUCCCCCCCUCCUCCGCCGGGGCGGCACCUGCUCCCGGCCGCCGGAGCCACGGCGGGCGCAGGGUCCGAGGCGGCGCCGCGGGCUGCUCAGGGCCGGUGUGCGCGGCCGCGUGGGGACUCACCGGGGCUCGCUGCCGUGCCGCGGGGCUGCCGCAGGCCCCGGCUCGGGAGAGAUCCAGCGACGGGAGCGCUGCCGGGGCGCCCGAGUCCCGGGCUCCACGCUGCUGCGUCAGCGCCGCCUCCUCCUCCGCCUCUCCGGCUGCGGGAUGGGGAUGAGGCGCCGCCGCCGCCGCCGCCCGCCCUCGCCGCAGGGCGUCGCGAUCCGGCGCGGCCCGGGCGGGCGGCGCGCAGAGGCCGGGGCGGCGGAGGGGGGGGGGGAGCGGGCGGGCGCCGGGGCCGCAGCCGGAGGGGACGGGGAGGGGGGGAGGCGCCGCUCGCCGCCGCCGCGAAGUCCCCGCAAGCCGCUCGCCCCUCCGGCCUCCUUCCUACUUCCUCGUCCGAAGCCAAUCGCCGCCCGCCGCUCCGCCGCUCGCUCCGCCGCCGCGGCCAAUCGAGAGCGCUCCUGCUCGCCGCCACCGGCCAAUCACCGCGCCUGUCCCCGGUACCGCGGCCGGGCCGGGGGGGGGGGGGCACCGCCGAACCCCCGACCCGCGCGGGCUCCUCCGCGGGAGGCGCGCCCCGUUCCCGCCCGGCAGCGCCGCCCCGGCCGUUCCCCAGCGGCCCCCGAGCCCCCUCGGCACCCCGGAGCCGGCACCGGCCGCCCCCUGCCCGGUCACCGGCGGCCUGCGCGGGCAGGAGCCGCGUCCCCGCGGGGAUCCCGGCGGGGUCCCCGCAACCGCGUCCUUGUGCCCGGGGGCUCUGGGGCGGUGCAGCCCCGGGCUCGACCCCCCGAGCGUCUGAACCCCAAGCAUCAUCCUGCUGUCCCUCCGAGCAUCCGACCCCGACCUCACGACUUCCAAGCAUCCCCGGCAUCCAACCCCCUGAAGAGCCCCGCCUUGACCAUUGUGCCCCCGAGCAUCCUUCCCUUAUCCCCCGCUGCCCCGUCGGUCCCCGGGGACCUCUCCUCGCCCCCCGGUCUGUGUGUGGCACAGCCCUGCUCCGUGCAGCCGUGA